AUGGUCAACUAUACUCCCCCACCAGAGGAUCUCUCUCGACUCAACCCGAUCCAAAGAUACAUGCAAAAGGGUUCACUCGAUAGGCAAGACUAUGUCUGGCUGUUCAUCCUUGUUCUCGCCUAUUUCACGGCGCGACCAUAUAUCCAAGAAAUGUUCAAAUGGUGGUUCAAUCACGACGAACUGAAAGACGGAGAGCGUGCCCGCCAUGAAUACCUGCAAUCAAAGGCAAAAGUUGAGCCCAAUAUCAUUCGAGGAACUGAGUCGCAAGAUCCUAUUACGAUUCCAGAGAAGUCUGGAGACGCUACCACCACGGGGAGCAGCCUGGACAAGAGAGACAAAGCUAUGAAUCGAAAGACCAAAGAAAAGUCCGUAGCAGAAAAGUUAUUGGAUUGGGACGGCGAGCCGGAGAGAGCGCCCCUCGAAGGAGACAAGUCAGACGUCGUCGCCUGGCUCGAUAAAUGGUCCAAUGAAUGA
Rhinocladiella mackenziei CBS 650.93 is the source of this 474-nucleotide messenger RNA. RefSeq lists its product as uncharacterized. NCBI's taxonomy places the organism in Eukaryota, Fungi, Ascomycota, Eurotiomycetes, Chaetothyriales, Herpotrichiellaceae. The transcript has a single exon. The coding region runs from base 1 to 474 and encodes 157 amino acids. The record is from RefSeq and is a predicted model, not a curated record.